GUGGCCUCUUCCCCCUUGAAUUCUUGAUAAGGAAAUUUUGGACCAAUUCAUAGCAAGCAACAACAAGACUGCACAAAAUCUGGCAAAUGGAUCGAGGAGAGAAGAAACCCAAUGAACCACUUGCUCUGCCUCUCUCUCUCUCUCUCUCUCUCUCUUUAUGCCCUGUUUCCGGCCGUCCAAAUUCCGGCAGCGUUCUAAUCAAUCUUCUUGUUUACCAUUUCCAGCCAUGCGCCAGUUCGAACCUUCCCAAAUCCCAAAGACCCUUAUCUACAUAAUAAUAUUCGAUCAAAUCAAUACAGUUGACUUCUUCCCUCUCCCCCCCUGCAAAUUAAAACCCUUCCCCUGCUUUUUCUUCUUCACUAUCCUCGCAAAAAUUCCUCCGAACCACCAUUCCAAAUGUCAAUCCUUCCCCUCUCCUUCUCCUUCUCCUUCUCCCUCUUCCUAAUACUCUUCCCCUCCGUCUGCCUCGCCGAUAUCGGCACCGCCGCGUGGUACGCCCCGCCGUAUUCCCCGACGGCGUGUUCCGGCAGCGACGCGUCGCAGUUCCCGUCGAGCUCCCUGUUCGCGGCGGCAGGGGAAGGGAUAUGGGACAAUGGGGCGGCCUGCGGGAGGCAGUACAAGCUGCGGUGUCUCAGUGCGGUGGCGGCCGGAUCGUGCAAGCCCGACGAGACGAUUGAAGUCAAGAUCGUGGAUUACGGCCGGAGCUUGGUGUCUCCCCGGUCGGCGGCGGGGACCACCAUCGUGCUGUCGCAGACGGCGUUCGAGGCCGUCGCGAAUUGGACCGCUAGCCGGAGUAUCAACAUUGAGAUCCAACAGGGUCUGAAUUAUGAAGAACAGUGAUGGAGAUGGAGUGGGUCUACUGACUUUCCUCGAGGAUUCCGAAAUCGCGGAAAAGGAAACCAUGUCUGUCCUGGAUUGUAAUGGGCGAUAACUAUGAGGAAAGUUUAGACCACAAUUGAGAAAUCCAUUAGCAUCAGCUUUCUUGGAUAUGAAAUUCUUUCAUUUGGUGUAUAGCUAACAAUUCCAAAUCAAUAAGACAAAUUACUUUUUUGGCAUGGAGUAGAAUUGCAUGUCAUGUCAUGUCAUGAACGAGUUAGUCCCAAUAAGUCGAGUUGUUUGGAUAAGGUUAUGCGGGAUCUUAUAUUAUAUUCUAAC
Molecule: messenger RNA, 1155 nt
Organism: Linum tenue
Lineage: Eukaryota; Viridiplantae; Streptophyta; Magnoliopsida; Malpighiales; Linaceae
Source: the annotation of a GenBank genome assembly